GGAGGUGAGACGUGAAGCCAGACGUAGCCCAGCAGCCGCAGCCACGACAUCUGCCCGCCCCUCCAACGACAUGGCCCCGCAGACAGCGCUGCCCCGGGCACUCCUGCUCCUCCUGUUCUUACACCUGUGGCCGCUAGGAGCUCGUUCCCACCCGCUGGGCGGCCUCGGCCCCGCCUCGGAACCAUCCGGAGGACAGGAGCUGCUGGACCGUCUGCGAGACUCGGUCACGGAGCUGCAGGCGGAGCGGAUCACCCUGCAGCCUGUCCAGCAAGGCCGUGGCCCCGCAGAAGCCUGGGAGGCCCGGGACGCAGCGCCCGCGAGCGUCCUUAGGCCCCGCAAUACCGUCCUCCAGGCCCUGCGGGGACUACGAAGCCCCAAGAUGAUGCGCAACUCGGGCUGCUUCGGGCGGAGGCUGGACCGGAUCGGCUCCCUCAGUGGCCUGGGCUGCAAUGUGCUGAGGAGGUAUUAAGAGGAAGUCCUGGCCGCAGACAUCUGCAUCUGAUUCUCCAUCAACUCUCUGAUCCCCU
This is a messenger RNA of Ceratotherium simum simum (southern white rhinoceros), 527 nucleotides long. RefSeq names its product natriuretic peptide B (gene NPPB). Lineage: Eukaryota; Metazoa; Chordata; Mammalia; Perissodactyla; Rhinocerotidae. The record is from RefSeq and is a predicted model, not a curated record. Gene Ontology annotation, molecular function: hormone activity; hormone receptor binding. Gene Ontology annotation, cellular component: extracellular region; cytoplasm. Gene Ontology annotation, biological process: negative regulation of systemic arterial blood pressure; receptor guanylyl cyclase signaling pathway; cGMP biosynthetic process.